GGAGAUGGGAGGGUGGAAUUGCAACGAGAAGGAGCUUGAAAGUUGUGUGGCCCAUUUGUACCCCAAGAGAAGCAGGAGGAAGGUGUCUGUACAGAACUCACUUUCUGCAUGUAGGUCUUUGGGGUCCCGGCUGGAGGUCCCAGAAACCUCCAGAUUAGCCUUGCACAAACUUGCAUAAAUUUAUUUAUCUCCCUUUCUUCAAUCUUGGUUUCUUCAAAGACGGAAACGUAUAAAGUGGGGAAGGAGGCGAUUUGAGAAGGUGUUAAGGGGUUUGAGUUAUUUAUAUGUUACAAACAGUUUUUCGUUCUUUUUUCUUUUUCUGGAAGGGUUAGUUUCAGUUAGCAAGAGAAAAGAUCAAAGUAGGAUGCGACUCAGAAACACAAUGGGCGUCUUCCGGAGUAGUUGCAUGCUGCAUGGGGUUGUUGGGGUAGCUGCCCUGGGCGGACCUUAGUGGAAGUUCCGAGCUCCAGCCUGAGGUUUUCAGGAUUUGUCUUGAUGAGAAACAGAUAAAUCAAUGCUGGGCAUUUGUAAUCAGGGCUUCAAACUGAGCAGGAGAAGUGUUAAAAAAAAAAAAAAAGCCAAAUUCCCACCAAGCCCCCUAACUUUAUGUCGGCCCAGAUCAACAUGCUUUUGCUCUAAACCAGAGAGACAACAUGCUUUAUUCUGGGAGACCAGAGGCUUGUGUGUGCUUGGAUAAAACAUUUCCUCUGCUCUGAUAAAAAUGUGUAUUGGUUGAUUAAGCAAUCUCCUAUCCCUAUUAGACAGUAAGGACCAAUUAGUCACGCAUUUUUUUCCAACAGUUGGUAGCUCGAAAAAAGUGAAAUAAAGGUUUCCUAAUCCGAUCACCCACUGAGCACAAGCAGCCAGAGUUACCGACUUUUCAAAGUCUAUUGUGUGUCCUUUAAAUACCUAGCUGGCUCUGCAGAAAUGAAGUAAAUGGAUUUCUCUUAAGGAGCGGAGACAGCAUCCCUGCUGUAAAAGGGCAGAUAGGAAAAAAAAAAUGCAAACUUGUAAUUUGUCACAAAAGAUAAACGCACUUCCCAAAGGAGUAGGUGCCGGGUUUUCCAAAAACACUUCAAGAGACAAGGAAAUAAACUCGCUUGUUCACAGAGUUGGAGUUUUGCUAAUGAUUUCUUGUAAAAUUAGACUUUUAUGACUUAACCCUGUUCAAGAUCUUUUUGACAAGCUUGUAAAAGUAGCAAAUGGCUUGUGCUAGUGAGUUCUGAUGAUUUUGGGUCUCUGGCCAGAAACCUGAGAACCAAAAUCUUAGGCUUCAUAGAAGGUAUCAGAGUCUUCCCCAUGUUUUGAGUGUAGACAUUGUAAAGGGUGACUGCUCUGACUUGUUGAAAGGGUUUGCAGUUAUUAAGGUCCUUGGAAGUUAACCAUUAUGGCUAGGGAAACUGCCUUAUACCACAAAUAUGUGUUUUACAGUUGUGUGCUAAAUGAUUUUAUACCUGUAAUUCUGGAUAUACCCCUCUCCCCCCUUUUCUUUACAGGAGUGUGGAGCUUUAGCGAACUGUUUUUCAUGAAAGAACCCCAGGAUGUAACUGUCACAAGGAAAGACUCCGUCUCUCUAGAUUGCCAGGCUCACGGAGAAGGUCCCAUUAAGGUCACGUGGAUGAAAAAUGGAGCGAAAUUGUCUGAAAAUAAACGGAUCCAGGUUCUAUCUAACGGCUCUUUAUACAUCAGUGAGGUGGAGGGCAGGCGAGGAGAGCAGUCAGAUGAAGGAUUUUAUCAAUGCUUGGCAGUGAACAAAUACGGGGCCAUUCUCAGUCAGAAAGCUCAUCUGACAUUGUCAACUAUUUCUGCAUUUGAAGUCCAUCCAGUUUCUACUGAAGUCCACGAAGGGGGAGUGGCCAGAUUUUCUUGCAAGAUUUCAUCAAACCCCCCUGCAGUCAUCACAUGGGAGUUUAAUAGGACAAGCCUGCCUAUAACCAUGGACAGGGUGACUGCCCUGCCCUCAGGAGUGCUACAGAUCUAUGAUGCUGGCCCGGAGGAUGCUGGGAAUUAUCGCUGUGUUGCAUCGACUAUAGCUCAUAAGCGGAAAAGCAUGGAGGCCUCCUUAACCAUCAUUCCAGCUAAUGAGUCAAGACCUUUCUACAUGCCGACCAUUGUAGCGGGUCCACAGAAUGUAACCGUGUCACUGCAUCAGACAGCUGUGCUAGAGUGUAUGGCCACAGGCUAUCCCAAACCUAUCAUUUCCUGGAGCCGGCUUGAUCACAAGUCCAUUGAUGUCUUCAAUACUCGGGUACUUGGAAAUGGCAAUCUCAUGAUAUCAGAUGUCAGGCUGCAGCAUACUGGAGUGUAUGUUUGUCGGGCCACCACCCCUGGCACUCGGAACUUCACAGUUGCUAUGGCAACUUUAACUGUGUUAGCUCCUCCUUCAUUUGUCGAAUGGCCUGAAAGUUUAACAAGACCACGAGCUGGCACUGCACGGUUUGUGUGUCAGGCAGAGGGAACUCCCUCACCCAAAAUGUCAUGGUUGAAAAAUGGAAGAAGGAUACAUUCAAAUGGCAGGAUUAAAAUGUACAACAGCAAAUUGGUGAUUAACCAGAUUAUCCCGGAAGAUGAUGCUUUUUAUCAAUGCAUGGCCGAAAACAGCCAAGGGUCUGCUCUGUCUCGAGCCAGACUGACCGUGGUCAUGUCGGAGGAUAGACCCAGCGCUCCCUACAAUGUUCAUGCUGAAACUAUGUCAAGCUCCGCCAUUCUCCUAGCUUGGGAAAGGCCGCUGUACAACUCUGACAAGGUCAUCGCCUACUCUGUGCACUACAUGAAAGCGGAAGGUUUAAAUAAUGAGGAGUACCAGGUGGUCCUUGGAAAUGACACAACUCAUUACAUCAUCGAUGACUUAGAGCCUGCCAGCAGCUACACUUUCUACAUCGUGGCAUACAUGCCAAUGGGAGCUAGCCAGAUGUCGGACCAUGUGACACAGAACACUCUAGAAGAUGUGCCCCUAAGACCGCCUGAAAUUAGUUUGACGAGCCGAAGUCCCACAGACAUUCUCGUCUCCUGGCUGCCCAUCCCGGCCAAGUAUCGGCGUGGCCAAGUGGUACUGUAUCGGCUGUCCUUCCGCCUGAGCACUGAGAAUUCCAUCCAAGUUGUGGAACUCCCGGGGACUGUGCAUGAGCAUCUCCUGGAAGGCCUGAGGCCUGACAGUGUCUAUCUGGUCCGGAUUACUGCUGGCACCCGUGUGGGACUGGGAGAGUCAUCGGUGUGGACCUCACACAGGACACCCAAAGCCACAAGUGUGAAAGCCCCUAAGUCCCCUGAACUUCAUUUGGAACCCCUGAAUUGUACUACCAUCUCCGUGAGGUGGCUGCAAGACACCGAGGACCCAGCCACCAUUCAGGGCUACAAGCUGUUUUAUAAAGAGGAAGGGCAGCAGGAGAACGGACCUAUUUUCCUAGACACUGGUGACCUGCUGUAUACACUCAGCGGCUUGGAUCCCAGAAGAAAAUACCACGUGAGGCUGCUGGCUUACAACAACAUGGAAGAUGGCUACCAGGCUGACCAAACUGUCAGUACUCCCGGAUGUGUGUCUGUUCGUGAUCGCAUGGUCCCUCCACCACCACCACCCCACCAUCUCUAUGCGAAGGCUAACACCUCCUCUUCCAUCUUCCUGCACUGGAGGAGGCCUGCAUUCACCACGGCCCAAGUCAUUAACUACACCAUCCGCUGUAACCCUGUUGGCCUGCAGAACGCCUCUCUGGUUCUCUACCUGCAAACAUCAGAAACCCACAUGUUGGUUCAAGGACUGGAACCAAACACCAAGUAUGAAUUUGCUGUCCGGCUGCAUGUGGAUCAGCUCUCCAGUCCCUGGAGCCCUGUGGUCUACCAUUCCACACUGCCAGAAGCACCCACAGGCCCCCCAGUGGGGGUAAAGGUGACACUGAUAGAGGAUGACACUGCCCUUGUUACCUGGAAACCCCCCGAUGGCCCAGAGACGGUUGUGACACGCUACACCAUCUUGUAUGCUUCCAGGAAGGCCUGGAUUGCGGGCGAGUGGCAGGUCCUACACCGAGAAGGGGCAAUAACCAUGGCUCUACUGGAAAACCUGGUGGCAGGGAACGUGUACAUUGUCAAGAUAUCUGCAUCCAACGAGGUGGGAGAAGGGCCCUUUUCGAAUUCCGUGGAGCUGGUUGUCCUCCCCAAGGACACUUCAGAAUCGAACCAGAGGCCCAAGCGAUUGGAUUCUUCUGAUGCGAAAGUUUACUCAGGGUAUUACCACCUGGACCAGAAGUCCAUGACGGGUAUUGCGGUAGGCGUUGGUAUAGCCUUGACCUGCAUCCUCAUCUGUGUUCUCAUCUUGAUAUACCGAAGCAAAGCCAGGAAAUCAUCUGCCUCCAAGACAGCACAGAAUGGAACCCAGCUGUUAUCUCGAGCCAGUGCCUCUGUAGCUUCGGGGAGUGAAAUGGGGAAGAACCUGGAGAGAGCUACAGAGAAUGAAGAGUCCUUGGUACCCAUGGUGCCGAGCAGCUUCAUUGAUGCGAAGGGAGGGACUGACCUGAUCAUCAAUAGCUAUGGUCCUAUCAUUAAAAACAACACUAAGAAAAAGUGGCUUUUCUUCCAAGACACUAAAAAGAUGAAAACUGAACAGACGCCAAGAAGGUUUACCACCCAGGCCGUCAGUUUUUACCAGCCAGGCACCACCGUGUUGAUCAGCGAUGAAGACUCCCCCAGCUCUCCGGGCCAGACCACCAGCUUCCCAAGACCCUUCGGGGCUGCCCUCGACUCUGAGCAUUCGGCGAACAGUGAAGGCAGCCACGAGACAGGGGAUUCUGGGAGGUUCUCCCACGAGUCCAAUGAUGAGAUACACCUGUCCUCAGUCAUCAGCAGCACACCCCGCAUCUCGGAUUCCCUGACUGGUGGAGAUCCUGAUGGGACUGCUACACUGGAGAAGCACCAGGACCCUGCAGAGCCCUUUGUGGCUGAGCAGACCUCCUCCUCCCCCUCCUCCCCCUCCUCCUCCUCCUCGACCUCAGCCGCUCAGUCUGCAGGGCUGCGCUUUGCUGCCGACGGGUUUCCCAUCUAGCAGCCGUCCGUCCGUGCUCAGGGAUUUACAACGGAGCGUAUCUGUUCGAAGGACAAUGAACAGGGAGCCAAAGCCUUUUGUGAAAAUCUUGAUGUCUUACUGUUUUUUUGGUUUUUUUUUUUUUUCAUCAUCUUUUAAAAAAUUUUUUUUUUAUUAUUUUUUAAGCGCACGAAUUUUGAAUGUUUCAAUUGUCAACAAUGUGAAAAAGGGCAGUCAGGAUGCUUGACUGGUUCUAAGAUAUAUCACUGGAGCGGAGGGAAGACUGCCCGAGCCCUCUGCUGAAUAGCUACCUCAGUUUGCUGUUGGCGGACUCUGAAGAAGUGUGCUGCCUCCUUCCGUGCUGGUUUCUCUCUGCGGCAUAGCCAGCGGGACUUCUAGUGACGCCGUGUGUCCAUUGUGUGUGUGAUGUGUGUAACUGAGGAGUCCGAUGGGUAGAUGAGGAAGAAUGUGUUGAUCUGAAGCUCUGUUUUUUUUUUUUUUUUUUUUAAGAACUGUGACAUCUGCAUAAUUUGUAUAAUGUUAAGACCUCUGGCUGUGAGGAGAAAAUAUGGGACUAUAUUUAUUUGAAUGGAUGAAACAAAUAUGUCUCUUUGGAGAAGAAAAGCAUUCCAUAGCAUGUAGGGGAGCGUAUCCUUGCAAGGCUGUUGGGAUUGGAGCACCAGGGCAGGAGUCCUUUGCUCUAGCCUGCACCAGCCUGCCUUCAGCCUGAAAAAACCACCUUCUGCUUUGCCCCAUAGUCAGUCAAGGGCUGCGCUUUCAGGACAUCUCUAGAGUUUCCUAGCUAGAUGCAAAACACAAUGUAGAAAAGUGGAUUUUUUUUUUUUUUGAAUGGUUCAGAUUUUCUCUUUUAAAAUCCCAGUUGGGCUUCAAAUGGGUCGAAGACAUGUCAUGAAGUAUUAAGAAUGAAGAUAAAGCAGUAGAAAAGAUGAACUUGAGGUUUUUGUAAUAGCAGUGCCUUCCAGUAUAUUGAAAAUUUUUGCCUUAUACCUUUUUAAUAUUCAUGAAGAUGUUUAGGAAAAAGGGUACCAAAAAUUUGCCUUAACAAAGCUUGGAUCUUACUGAUAGCUCUUGCUAUCUGGCACCUUGUUGGCGUUGAAGCGCAGGUUUGCCUUGGGGAUGUUGUGCCCCCCCACCCCAGUGGCCGAGCUUACUGUCCCACUAACUCCAGGAGUGAGUUCAUCUUCUGCCGGGUUUGAAAUCAGCAAGCUAUUUACUCAGCCCCUUAGAGCUGUCAAUUAUGAGGCAACAACCUCGGUGCUGAGCCACAUGGGAGGGACAAAAAAAAAUGAGACUCAUGAAAGAGAGGCAUGUCCUUAGCCUUUAAAAAUCAUUGGUUUUGCCCUCCCUCAGUUUUUUGGAAAUGGUAUUUUAAAAGAUAGGCCCUCUGUGGGAUUUUCCCUUGAACCCCUCCCUCCACAGAUGAAACAGGUCCUGCCAAAUGGUGUCCUAAAGUCAAGGGAACUCUGCUGGAUAAUCAUCCCGGUGCCAUCUAUCUUGAUGACCCUACCACACGGUUUUUUCAUUGUGAUUCUAGAACUCUGUGCUUAGAACCCGACCCACCGGCUGUGCCAGCCACCACUUCUGAGCACAGUUCUGUCCCUGCCAUUGUGGGUUUUGUGGCAAAAUGCUUGGGGGGGGGUAAAAAAAAAAAAGAAAAAAAGCAGAGCUUUAGGUGAACAAUGGGAGGCAAGAAAAAUGGCUUCCCCUGCCUUGGUGCUCCUGUUUAUACUACCUCUUUUUAAAGUUAUUCUAGUGUUAUUGUUCUUUCCUGUACUCAGGGAAUUGUGUUUUGUUUUGUCUUAUUGUUUUGUUUCUUUUGAGCUCAUGACGCAUGGGCAGGUGCAUUGACAGGGUAUGGUGUCGUUUGGUUCGUUGUAGAAGCUUGUGGGCCGACUUCUGUCAGUUAUCUACAAGGAAGAGCUACAAUGGGAUCAGUUGUUUUCAGUCUUCAAAAGCAAACAGAACGUAAAGGUGAAACUUCAGGCUUAGGGCCACACACAUCGAACCGUGUCCUCUGCCUGGGUCAUCUGAAAGGGUCUGAGGGGACAGACCCUUGCAGAAGAAAGUGCUCUGUUUAUUGAUGAAUAGGCCCUUAGUUAAAAUAGACCUUUAGCUUAUAACUAUUUGCUAGUUCCUUUUUUUAACCUUUUCAUUCUAUUCUUAUGCAGACUUUUCUAUCAUAAUUCUGUUACCAAAGAAUUUCCAGUAGAAAAUGAAAUUUCUAUUAUAAUUACCCUAAAUUGAAGUCACUAGAAACAGCUAUAAAUAGAUUCAAUUACAAGUAAUUUCUAACCCUAAACUGUAGGAUGUAUAGUUACAGUUAAUUAGAGUAGUGACGUUAACUACCUUACUGUCACCAGAGUGUUUAAGUUGUAAUUUCCUUGCCAGCAGAUGGUUAUAAAGUAUUUCAACUGUAGGGUUUUUUCUUUUUCCUUCAGCAAGUAAAGAAAUCUUUAACUCUAUAGUAUGAACGUAUUUUCAAAUUUUUGAAAUUGCUUGUUGGAGAGGAAAAAAUCACUAAAAAUAUGUAUUUUAAUCUCAUAGAAUAAGGUAUUUAAUGUUCAACAGAGGCUUUUGGCUUGAUGAAUCUGAGCUUCUUUGAAGUCUGAAGUACAAAAUUCUAACUAAAAUGUGAAGGUUAUCACUUCUUCCUCAUGGUGUCAUUACUUCAUCAUAUUUCAGUCCAAAUAAGCUGAUAUGCAAAUUGGAAACUGUUUCAUUUUCCAAAGAAAGAAAUAUUUGCUAGAAGUGCUGAUAACCUGCCUGUCAUUUUUAAUGUCAAAUAUUACAAAAUACUGCUCAUCAGUAUUUUCAUACCAAAGACCAUUAAAAUAUAUAAUUUAGCCUGUAAGUAAAGAUGAGCAGAUUUAAAAUAAAUUUAUUUAGAAGCAGAUAGGGAAUCUAGCUUUAGUGGCAAAAAGAAAAUACCAAAAGGCUAAGUUUACAUAGUUAAAGGCAAUACAUUUAUAUUGGUUAUUUAUCAGUGUUUUUUAUUCAAGUACUUUAUAUCAACAAAUUAAAAAGAAAUUAAAAACCAAAGAUAUUUAAGGUUACCUCCGAAUAUAGGGAAAUUUAGCUGUACAUUGAACUGUUGUUUGUUGUUUUUAUGUUAAUGAGAUGUCUCUCCAGAACCUCUCCUCUGUGCCCAGAGCUCAUCCUGAGGAUUUUCAGUGAAAUCUGCUGGUUCAGCCACAGGGAUGUUUUUGCCUAAUGGUGCAAUAUACUUCCAUAGGACUCUGUGACUGUGACAGAUCGGCAGAUGUAACAUCAGGCUCUUCUGUUACUGGGUACUAUGGCAACCCCUAAAUCUGCCUGUAUAGUUGCAUCACCACAUAAAGUCAUUUCUCUGGCUAUUCAGACAGCUUGAGGAAGUCAAAUUAAAUGAGUCACUGUUUGGGUGGGCAGUGCUUUGAGUCAAAAGGUGGUUCCUAAAUUAUAAAGUUUUCAUUGUAUCAGAGAAGCUAGGCUUUAAUCUCAAAUGGAAACCUGGAUGAAGAAUGGCUUUUUUUCUUUUUCUUUUUUGUUUUUAACAGAAUCUAGAGAUUUCUAAAAGACAGAUUUAUCCAUUAAAUGGUUUUUUGAAAGGUACCAAGGGAAUUAAAUGCUGCUGACAUGUUACAGGCUUUCUUGCUGUUACCUCAAACACAAGCAACGCCAACAACUCGGCAGUGACUCGGGUCUGUAACAUGUCUAUGCUUUCUAGAGAGCUUCUGCAAAAAUAAAUAAAUAAAAAGGCUCAUGGCCGAUGACUCAGGAGCACUGUUCAAGUCCUUAGGAAGACACCAUUGAAAACAGUUUUUCAUGUCAUCCAAAACUGCCAUGGUAUCCUCCUUCAAUCAAUCACAGCAGUCAAAGGAAGGAUAGGCAGAUUACUGAGUCUCCAGCCUGCCUGCACUACGUAACACAUCGAGGGUUGGGGAGUGAGGGGUGUCAUUUUAGGAAAUGUUGCUGCACAUGGGUCAGUAACUGUUAUAAUUCAAAGUUCACUUUUGUACAUUUACAUACCAUCAAAUGUCCGUUUUGAAUACCAAAUGUGGAGAAAAAGUUUCAACUGUAUUGUAAAGAGCUGUUAACUUUUCUGAGGCAGAUUUUCUGCCUCAAAUCUUACUACAUGUGUCUCUGAUAAAAUUGCUUUGGUAGAAGUCAAAAAUCACCCGGGGGCUCUGUGAGCACAGAGCAGUGGGUUCUGGUGACUACCCUGAUCAGCCGUUCGUCUCAUUGUGAAUCUUAUUGGUGUUUAGAAGGCAACCGUAGGUUCUGUGCUGGGUUGUUUAUGCUCAGGAUGUAAGUUCACAGGCUAAUGCAAUGUGUGUGUUACAGGCUUUUUCCAGCAGGUAGAUACCAUAUUGAUUUUCUUGCAAUCUCCUCUAACAAACGAUCACUAAUUUAGUGUCUGUAAACAACACAACUAUAGGUCAGAACUCUUUCUGAGGCAGUUUUUGUUUUGUUUGUUUGUUUGCUUGCUUGCUUUGGCUUUGAAAUUCUGCUGUUCCUGAAAUUUACUGUGUAAACCAGGCUAGCUUUGAACCGGGUGGCAACCCUCCUUCCUCAUACUCCCGAGAUUAGUGUGCGCCACCACCACCACCGCUAUAAGAUAAAAUGAAGGUGCUGAUGAAGCUGCAUUUCUCCUGAGGGCUGAAAGAAGGAACCAUUCCCUUGCCUUCUUCAGCUUUUAAAGGCUGUAAACUCAUUUUUUCUUCAGAACCAGCAACAUAGCCCCUCUCCUCUUUUUCUGACCCCAAGAAAGAAAGGUUCUUCAAUUCUAAGUAUUCAUUUGGUUAGAUUAUUCUGGCCUUCAUCAUCCAGAUGAUAUGCUUAGAUGAACCAUGUCUGCCAAGUUUCUUUAGUCAUAUAUUGUAAGAUUCUCACAGGUUCUGAGGAUUUCUCUGUAGACUUCUAUGGGUGGUCCAUAUUUUUCCUACUACAGAUCCAUCAAUUCUGUGGAAUUCUUCUCAGUGGCAUGGUACUAGGUGUUCAAGAGGUUGCAGCAAAUCUGAUGUUCCCUUGCUCCUGGGAGACCUUUAAAAUUUCAAAGACUGGAAAAUAGAUCCUGUAGUUUGUUGAAAGCUCAUUAAAAAUCUUCUGUCUCUAAAACUCUUCAAAGAUAAUUCACCCUUAAGGAUUUUUGGAAAAAAGGCUUCAUUCACUUCCUAACUCCAGUCUUUUUUGAGGGGGUUGGGGAGUCAAGACAGGGUUUCUUUUUAUAGCCCUGACCAUCCUAGAACUCACGCUGUAGACCAGACUGACCUAAACUCAGAUCUGUCUGCCUCUGCCUCCCAAGUGCUGAGAUUUAAGGCAUGUGCCGCCACUGCCUGGCUCCUGUUUUUGUAGGGAAAAUCUCUUAAAUGUUUGCCUCCAACAGUGUUGGACUUCAUCAGAAAAUUCUGAAAAUUGUUUUUCUCCCUUCAGUGAUUGUUGCUGGAGAAGGGCUGAGGAAAGGGAUCCUGGAUAGAUGAACAAGACCGGGCAGAUUCAUCCUCUGCUUUCUUUCCAAAGCACACUGGCAUUUACAACUUACAGCCUGGUUUCUGCCUUCACUUAAACAGCAAUGGGUGUUCAACCCUCUGAUUGGGCAGCUCUGAGGCUUUCCAUUGUCCUUGCGUCUCCUCUUUCAGCUUGUGUAUCUCCUAGGAUACUCUUAACCUUCUUCACCUGCUUCAUCUUUUAGAUGUCUUUUUCCUGGACGUUUUAGACCCCAGAGGUCCAGUCUGUUCUGAUUUCUGGAUCAUCUCAAUACUGGCUUUCUUUCCAUUUUGAGGGAUGACUUCAAAUUCUACCCUAAUGUUCAGCAUUUUUUCAGUGGAAGGGAGAAAGCUGUUUCGGCUCACUGGAUGAGAUGCUGAAUACGAAAAAGCUAGCUGUCCUUGAACUCAGCCCCUGAGUGCUGAGAUUAAAGGUGUUAGUUACCCCCCACCCCGGCCUCAUCUUUCAUUUUUAACAAAGGAGCUCUUUCCUUGCAUCAGCCAGCUUCACUCCUUCGAUGAUCUGCCAAGUGCUACAGACUUCCUCAAGUUUCUGUCUCAGCCAUAUUUUAUGAUAGAGAAAUACACCUUUACCAAGAGUGUUAGUUACUUUUAUUAUUGGACACUUUAAAAAAAGAAAAAAGAAAGAAACUACUCUUCAUUGCCUGAGUCAUAGAGUUUCUUACUUGCUACAUUCUACGUUAUCUGUUUCAUUCCCAAACUUUAAACCCUUCCUGGUGGUAAGCCUGAACACAGACAUUGCCUUAGUCACCUGGUAGAGUGUAGGACAAGUAUUAAGAAAACCUGUCUGUCUGUUACUGUUGUUGGACAAAAGUUUAUGUCUGUGUAUGUAGGAAUUUUGUUUUCUGUUUCAAAGAUGUGAAUUUAAUGAAGUGUGGGAGCCAGUUAAGUUAUUUUAUGCAGUGGGUGUUCUGGGUCCUGCCACUCUCUGCUUCCUUGUAAGGGCAGCAUUUGCUGGCUUCCUGGUGGACUGUGGGGCUGAGCUACAUUCGAUUUCUAUUUCACUCAGGGGACCAGCUCUGCAGAUCCCACCGUAUGAGGAAAGUGAAUGUUUGCCUUGAUUUUUGAAUGUACUUUUUAAAAUGUCUUCUUAAAACAUGUUUUUUCUUUAUUGUUUAAUAAUGUGGGUUUGUUUUCUUUUCCUAGCAUGAUAGCAAAUAUUUCUUAGUAUCUCUACCCCACCCCGGGGUAGUUUAUAUUCUACCCUACAGGUCAUGCCAAAAAAAAAAAUGAAUAAAAGUUUAAAUGCCAAAAUGUUUAUGAAAACUGCUGUCUACAUACUGAUUGAUUGCACAGUUUAAAUAAAACUUUUCCUUAGUUAAAAAACAAA
Messenger RNA from Cricetulus griseus (Chinese hamster), 11845 nucleotides. The record is from RefSeq and is a predicted model, not a curated record. Lineage: Eukaryota; Metazoa; Chordata; Mammalia; Rodentia; Cricetidae.